AUGGCUCGCCUCUGCAGCGUGGCUGUACACGCGAGUGAGUCACAGCGCACACCAUCACUCCACUACUCACCACCCACUCCACUCCUCACCACCCACCCCACUCUUCACCACCCACUCCACUCCUCACCACCCACUCCACUCCUCUCCACCCACUCCACUCCUCACCACCCACUCCACUCCUCUCCACCCACUCCACUACUCACCACCCACUCCACUCCUCUCCACCCACUCCACUCAUCUCCACCCACUCCACUUCUCUCCACCCAAUCCAUGAUUCACCACCCACUCCACUCCUCUCCACCCACUCCACUCCUCUCGACCCACUCCACUCCUCUCCACCUACUCCACUCCUCUCCACCCACUCCACUCCUCUCCACCACUCACUACCGUCUCAAGCUCCUCCACUGCCUCCUCCUGCGUGGCGGGGUUCUUCUUGUGGCUGUACACACGAGUCGCAGAGCACACCACCGCUCUCCCCCACCUCUCUCUCCCACCUCUAUCCCCCACCUCUCUCCCCCACCUUUCCCCCCCCCCCCCCCCCUCUCCCCCCCACCUCUCUCUUCCCCCCCACCCCCCCCCCCCCCCACCUCUCCCACUCCCCCCUCCCCCCACCUCUUCCCCCAAUCCCACUCCCCCCUCCCCCCUACCCCCUACCUCUUACCCCCCGUACUCCCCUCCCCCUCACCCCGGAUCACUCCUUGUGUCCGUUUGAGCCACCUCGGCUCAUGUUAUUUAUGA
This is a messenger RNA of Closterium sp. Naga37s-1, 738 nucleotides long. The record is from the annotation of a GenBank genome assembly. NCBI's taxonomy places the organism in Eukaryota, Viridiplantae, Streptophyta, Zygnematophyceae, Desmidiales, Closteriaceae.